UUGUACUUUCUCCCACGUACUGAAACACUGAUCAGCCUUCUUUUUCAUUUAAUUUGUUAAGCCUGCAUUCACAUAGAAAGAAAGAAUCCACGGUCUCCCAGAUAUGGUGAUUCUCAAGCAAGCAGACUGGGUCUCGUACCAGCUCUUAGCUAACUCAUGUUACAGGGCUGCAAGGAAGAUGAGAAGCUAUGGUUUCUUGUUGAAGAACCCAUCUCAAAGAUCGUUACAGCAGCAAGCUCAGUUGUUUCCUAAUGUGAGCAAGUGCAGUUUGGAGAAUAGAGGGUCUGAUACAUUGGUGUGUGAUAUUCAUGGGGGCUUGUUAAGAACCAGUUCUUUCUUCCCUUAUUUCAUGCUAGUUGCUUUCGAAGGUGGUAGCAUUUUUAGAGCAUUUUUGCUGUUGCUGUCAUGUCCUCUUUUGUGGGUUUUGGACUAUGAGCUCCAGUUAAGGGUCAUGAUCUUCAUCACCUUCUGUGGGCUCAGGAUAAAGGAUAUUGAGAGUGUUGGUAGGGCAGUUCUGCCCAAGUUCUAUCUAGAGAAUCUUCAUCUUCAGGCUUAUGAGUUAUGGGCUUCAACAGGGUCAAGGAUUGUCUUUACAAGCGUCCCUAGGGUGAUGGUUGAAGGAUUUCUUAAGGAAUAUUUGAGGGUUAACAAAGUGAUGGGCACUGAGUUGCACACUGUUGGAAAUUUCUUCACUGGUUUGCUGUCUAAUUCAGGUUUACUAGUAAAGCACAGAGCUCUCAAGGAUGUACUUGGAGACAAAACGCCGGAGAUAGGCCUCGGAAGUUCAAGCCUUGAUGACCAUCUCUUCAUCUCUCUGUGCAAGGAAGCUUAUGUGGUGGACAGAGAAGAAAACAAGAACAGUGGGAGCAGUUCAGUAAUGACGAGGGACAAAUACCCAAAGCCACUUAUAUUUCAUGAUGGUAGGCUAGCUUUCUUGCCCACUCCAUUAGCAACUCUACUAAUGUUCAUGUGGCUUCCCCUUGGAUUCAUGCUCGCCAUCUUCAGACUCCUUGUGGGUGUCGUCCUUCCUUACAAAUUAGCUUUAUUUCUGGGCACUCAAAGUGGGGUAGAAAUAGAACUAAGCGUCAAAAGUUGCGACCCUCCUGCAAAAAGCGCAGGCCACAAAAGGGGUGUCCUGUACGUUUGCAGCCAUAGGACACUGUUGGACCCAGUUAUUCUCAGCUUAUCUUUAGGUAAGCCAUUGACUGCUGUGACAUAUAGCCUGAGCAAGAUGUCUGAAAUAAUAGCACCCAUUAAAACAGUGAGGCUGAGCAGAGAGAGAAAACGAGAUGGGGAGACCAUGCAAAGAUUGUUAAGUGAAGGUGACUUGGUGGUUUGUCCUGAAGGGACCACUUGCAGAGAGCCAUAUUUGUUGAGAUUUAGUUCACUGUUUGCAGAGUUAGCUGAUGAGAUAGUCCCUGUGGCCAUUAACACUCGUGUAAGCAUGUUUUAUGGAACAACAGCUAGUGGAUUGAAAUGCUUGGAUCCAAUUUUCUUCUUCAUGAACCCUAGACCUUGCUACCAAAUUCAUAUCCUUGAGAAGUUGCCCACAGAGCUCACCUGUGCUGGAGGCAGAUCAAGCUGCGAAGUGGCUAAUUAUAUCCAAAAACAGUUGGCUAAUGUUUUGGGAUUUGAGUGCACUACUCUUACAAGGAAAGAUAAGUACAUGAUGCUAGCUGGUAAUGCAGGCGUUGUCCAGUAAGGGUUUGAAAUCCUUUAUUUUUUCGUAAUUUUUUUUCUGUAUUAUUAACAAAUUGAAUCAACGU
Manihot esculenta (cassava) is the source of this 1766-nucleotide messenger RNA. Its product is annotated as glycerol-3-phosphate acyltransferase 1. The coding region runs from base 104 to 1702 and encodes 532 amino acids. Gene Ontology annotation, molecular function: glycerol-3-phosphate 2-O-acyltransferase activity; phosphatase activity. Gene Ontology annotation, biological process: cutin biosynthetic process. The transcript is spliced from 2 exons. Gene Ontology annotation, cellular component: membrane. The record is from RefSeq and is a predicted model, not a curated record. NCBI's taxonomy places the organism in Eukaryota, Viridiplantae, Streptophyta, Magnoliopsida, Malpighiales, Euphorbiaceae.